AUCUAUUUUAUAACCUAUUUAAAUUCUUUUUAACCUAACUUUUGAUCCACCAAAUUUCAAAAAAAACUCGGAAAUUAAAACUGCUUGGUCGAGGACGGUUGAUGACGGUGGCGCUUGUCGGCUUAGUGUGAGGUUUGCCCAAAUAUAUAAAAGGUUUGCCACAAGCUUCCGGAUGUUUGAAAUUUUGGCAGAGGGCUAUCGACGUGAUCAAGCUGUCUGAGUUCUGCCCUGGUUUCGCCUAAAGGUUAAUUUAAAUAAUGGUUAAAACGCACGGACCAAAAAUGAUUUGGAUAUUAGUUCUAUUUGUUUUAAGCGAAUUUACUGGGGUAUUUUCGAUACAAACCGGUUGGAAAAAUCUCAAACAAUAUAAGGGCUUGUAUAGAACGUCUGUAAAGAGUGACUUUUGGUAUCCAGGACCACCGAAAGAAGAAUUUGAAGAUCAAAACGAGGAAUUAAAAAAUACUUUUGAACAAGAUGCAAGCAAUCGAAAUAUAGACAGAAGAAACAUUUUGCAUUUAAAACAUCAAGAACCAUUUGGAAACAAUUUUAAUCGAAAUCCAGACAGAAGAAACAUUUUGCAUUUAAAACAUCCAGGACCAUUUGGAAGCAAUUUUAAUCGGCCUGAUGUAGAUGGUUUCUCGAAUAAAGACAGAGUUUUCAAGAAACAAAGGUGGCCUUCCAGUGGUUCACAAGUACCUGAUUCCAAAAUAAUUAAUAAUUUCAAUCCUUAUGAUUACAUGGUCGAUAGGCCUGUAACCCAAAGUCCCGGAACGACUGCUGUGGUAAUUCCUGGAAUGGCAACCACGUUUUCACCUUGUGAACAGAGCUGUCCAAGUACCAUGCAGUUCGAUGCUGUAUGUGGUGACAAUGGUGUCACUUACUCUAACUUGGCUAGAUUUAGAUGUGCUGUAGCCUGUGGAAAAAGAGUCAGAAUUCUUCACCUUGGGGUCUGUUCAAAUAGUUAAGUAGGUAUACUAAAGACUGAAGUGAAACUGUCAAACGUACUAAAACGUAUUACUAGUUAAAUUGUGUAUAUAAUAAAUUAUUUA
Psylliodes chrysocephalus is the source of this 1049-nucleotide messenger RNA. NCBI's taxonomy places the organism in Eukaryota, Metazoa, Arthropoda, Insecta, Coleoptera, Chrysomelidae. The record is from the annotation of a GenBank genome assembly.